AUGGCUGUGGUUGAUGCUCACCGAUUCGCAGAGUCAAUCACUUGCCAUGCUUGGAGUCCUGAUCACUCCAUGGUUGCACUUUGUCCCAACAAUAAUGAAGUUCAUAUCUAUAAAUCGUCACAAGACCAGUGGGAGAGGUUACAUGUUCUCGAAAAGCAUGACCAAAUUGUUUCUGGAAUAGAUUGGAGCUCAAAGUCAAACAAAAUCGUCACUGUUUCACAUGACAGGAACUCGUACGUCUGGAACCUGGAAGGAGGUGAAUGGGUACCAACUCUUGUUAUUCUUAGACUAAAUCGUGCUGCACUUUGUGUCCAGUGGAGUCCAAAAGAAAACAAGUUUGCUGUUGGAAGCGGUGCUAAAACUGUUUGUAUAUGCUAUUAUGAGCAAGAGAAUAACUGGUGGGUCAGUAAACUUAUCAGGAAACGGCAUGAAUCUUCAGUCACAAAUGUUGCUUGGCAUCCUAAUAAUAUUCUUCUGGCAACGACAUCAACAGAUGGAAAGUGUCGAGUUUUUUCAACAUUCAUCAAAGGGGUUGAUACAAAGGAUCCAAAAGCAGGAUCACCAGCGGAAUCUAAAUUUGGGGAGCAAAUUCUUCAGCUUGAUCUUUCAUAUUCUUGGGCAUUUGGUGUGAAAUGGUCUCCAAGUGGAAACACCUUAGCUUAUGUAGGUCAUAGCUCCAUGAUUUACUUUGUUGAUGAUGUUGGUCCUUCUCCUCUAGCCCAAAGCGUUGCAUUCCGAGAUUUGCCUCUUCGUGAUGUCCUCUUUAUUUCUGAGAAAAUGGUGAUAGGCGUUGGAUAUGACAGCAACCCGAUGGUAUUUGCUGCGGAUGAUACUGGAAUAUGGAGCUUUAUCAGAUACAUUGGAGAGAAGAAAGCGGCAUCCUCAGGUUCCAGUUAUAGUUCGCAGUUUUCAGAAGCAUUUGGGAAAUUCUACGGUCAAUCGAAGUCUGCAACGGCCAAUGAUGCUUCUGAGUCCUCUAAAUCACGCGGAGGCGUUCAUGAUAACUGCAUAAAUUCCAUUGUACCUCUGAACAAAGCAGGAAGUCUUAAAGUAAUGAGAUUCAGCACUUCAGGAUUGGAUGGCAAAAUAGCCAUAUGGAAUCUAGAGAACAUGGAAGAAGAACUUGGCCAACAGUUUUAA
Molecule: messenger RNA, 1140 nt
Organism: Microthlaspi erraticum
Lineage: Eukaryota; Viridiplantae; Streptophyta; Magnoliopsida; Brassicales; Brassicaceae
Source: the annotation of a GenBank genome assembly